UUCAAAAAUUCCUAUAAAAACCAAAAAAUUAUUAGGACUUAUUAUCAUUCAAUAAGUAUUUUUCAAGAUGAAAACUUUAAUCGUAUCAAUUUUAUUAUUUAUCACAAUCAUUAGCCACGUCAGUGGACAAGUAGACUAUUGCAAGCUUUGUAAGUGGCAUAUUGCAUGUAACCAUACUGGAGCAUUUGCAGUUAUUUGUCCACCCGAUGCUAUUGUUGUGCCUUUAACUCUGGCUGAAAAAGAAGCAUUUUUAACCAACCAUAAUACACUUCGAAAUAAACUUGCUGGUGGCUUAAUUCCUGGAUUUGUUAGUGCUGCAAACAUAUCUGCUGUCGCUUGGGAUGACACCCUAGCAUAUUUUGCAGAGCUGAAUGUAAAGAAAUGUAAGAUGGAACAUGAUGCAUGCAGAAGAACGCCUCAAUACAUGUCAGCAGGGCAAAACCUUUGGAUUCAAUCAAGUUCUGUUGCUUAUAUGCCUAUUCUAACUGCUGCCGCUGGUGCUGGAAAUUGCUGGUUUAAUGAGUAUAAAUUGACCAAUCAAACUCUCAUCCAAUCAUGUUGUAAGCCUGCUAGUGCUGGUCAUUUCACCCAAUUUUCAAAAUAUUCAGUAGUCGCAAUUGGAUGUGCUGUUGCAAGAUACAUGGAUCCCAACAAUAGAAAUGCAAAAACCACUUUAGUUGCUUGUAAUUAUUCUUAUGGUAAUUUGGUUGGUCAACCAAUUUAUAUUCCUGGACCACCUGCAUCAAGUUGCAAGAAUGGAAAACAUCCAAUCUAUACAAACUUGUGUAACUUCAUCAGUAGUGCAACAGACUACUGUAAACUUUGUACCAACCACAUUGCUUGCAAUAAUUCUGGAACUUUUGGAUCUGCAUGUCCAGCUAAUGCCGUUAUUGUAAACUUAUCUGAGAAUGAAAAAGAUUUAUUUGUCGAUGUACACAAUGAACUACGGAAUGCUUUAGCUGGUGGAAUGAUUCCAGGGUUUUCAAGUGCAGCGAACAUGUCAGCAGUUGUCUGGGAUCCACAACUUGCUUAUUUUGCAGAACUAAAUGUAAUGCAAUGUAAAAUGCGGCAUGAUGGCUGCAGAAAAACAGAAACUUUUUGGUCGGCAGGUCAAAAUUUGUGGUCUAGAUCUGGAACUUAUUCACAAUAUCCACCAAUGAAUAACACUAUUCAAAGUUCAGUAUUGAGUUGGUUUAAUGAGUAUAAAACAGCCAAUCAAACUCAAAUGAAUACAUGCUGUCAAGGAAAUAGUGGACAUUUCACUCAACUCAUCCAGUAUCGUGUUGUUGCUAUAGGAUGUGCCAUAUCUAGAUAUGGCUUCAAUUGGAAAUGUGACUUAAUUGCAUGCAAUUAUUCUUUUGGAAAUCUCCUUGGUGCACCAGUUUAUAUUUCUGGACCGGCGGCAUCAAGCUGUAUAAAUGGAGCACAUUCAACUUACACGAAUUUGUGCAAAUAGUAAAAUUUUCUAAUAUAAUAAAAUAAUUUUAAUAACUCUUAACGAUGUCUCAUAAAGAGACGUAAAUAUUUACAAAAGUAAUAUAAGCACUGCCGGAUGGAAAUAAGUUUUUAUACACUUUUAUUUCUU
Chironomus riparius is the source of this 1585-nucleotide messenger RNA. The record is from the annotation of a GenBank genome assembly. NCBI's taxonomy places the organism in Eukaryota, Metazoa, Arthropoda, Insecta, Diptera, Chironomidae.